Messenger RNA from Hemiscyllium ocellatum (epaulette shark), 3909 nucleotides. Its product is annotated as interferon-induced GTP-binding protein Mx3-like. Gene Ontology annotation, cellular component: membrane; cytoplasm; microtubule. The transcript is spliced from 14 exons. Bases 283 to 2127 code for a protein of 614 amino acids. Gene Ontology annotation, molecular function: microtubule binding; GTPase activity; GTP binding. Lineage: Eukaryota; Metazoa; Chordata; Chondrichthyes; Orectolobiformes; Hemiscylliidae. The record is from RefSeq and is a predicted model, not a curated record.
GUCAGAAAGUCACCUCCAGUCCGAAAUCUCUCCUACAAAGUGUUUAUCGGUUCUUUGGGAAUCAGGAAUAGAAGAGCAAAAAGGCGAAAGGAACAACUGGGACUGAGAUCAGAGCACUUUGCAUUUUGCUGCACUCAACAGAAUCAAUAAGCGAUAGAGCUUUUUUGGAUGGUCCAUUUGCUCAGGAAAGGGCGGAACUUCUCAUUCCAGUUUACUUAAGAGUGUCACCUGUAGAGUUUCUGACGGAUAACUUCAGGCCUGAAGUCCACACGGGUUCAGGAAAUGGCCAACCUGUUAUACACGGAGUAUGAAGAGAAAAUUCGUCCUUACAUUGAUCUAAUUGAUUCCCUGAGGAAACUGGGCUUGAAUAAGGACUUACCAUUACCCACCAUCGUGGUAAUUGGAGACCAGAGCUCAGGGAAAAGCUCAGUGCUGGAGAUGCUGUCUGAGGUGGCCCUGCCCCGGGGAACUGGUAUCGUGACCAGGUGCCCGCUGGAGUUGAAAAUGAAGAAUGGGACACUGGGAUCACAAUGGAAAGGACGAUUAAGUUAUGGAGAUGUGAGUCUAACACUGAACACCCCACAAGACAUUGAAGAAGAGAUUAAGAAAGCCCAGAAACACUUAGCUGGAAAAGCUGGGAUAAGUUCAGAACUGAUCAGCCUCCAAGUGGAAUCACCUUGUGCUCCAAACCUGACCUUAAUCGACCUGCCUGGAAUCAUCAGGGUCCCUAUUGGGAACCAGCCUCAGGACAUUGGAAACAUGAUCAAAAAGCUGAUCCACACCUACAUUGAAAAAGAAGAAACAAUCAUCUUGGUUGUCAUCGCCUGUAAUGUGGACAUUGCGACCACAGAGGCAUUGAAAAUGGCUCAGGAAGUUGAUCCGAGAGGAGACAGGACACUGGGGGUUCUUACGAAACCGGACUUGAUUGAUCAUGACACGGAGGAAGACAUUCUUAAAAUCAUCAACAAUCAAAUAGUUCCUCUUCGGAAAGGCUACAUGCUCAUUAAGUGUCGUGGGCAGCAUGAUUUAAGCGCAAAUACAUCCCUGGCUAAUGCACUGGAGAAGGAAAUUGCAUUUUUCAAUGACAAUGUUCAUUUUAGGCCACUGCUGAAGAAGAAAAUGGCAUCCUUCCAACAUUUAUCCAGUAGACUCACCAAUGAGCUUGUUUUACACAUCAGGAAAUGUCUACCUGCUAUCCAAGAGAAAAUUGGAAGCAAAAUAAACGAAAUUGUGAAGCAGUUAGAUAAAAUGGGAGGGGCAAUCCCAGAGGAUCCUAAAACACGAGUGCACAACCUGACCAGGAGAAUUCUAGCCUACUGUGAAGAAAUCAUUAGUUUAGCAAUGGGAGAGUACAAAAAAGAUUAUUCCAUCGAUGUGAAGUUACAUGACUUUGCCAGAGAUAAGUUUGCAGAGUGGUAUAAGAAGUUGGAUGGAGUUAAAAUAGGAUUCAACGAGGGAGCAAUCAACUUGGUCAAACAUCACGAAAAAAACUCUAAAGGGAGAGAGUUGCCCGGAUUCACCAAGUACAGAAUUUUCGAAGCUAUUAUUAGAGAACAAAUUCUGGAGUUACUGGAGCCUUCACUUGAAAUGUUAAAUGAAUUUUCAGCUAAAGUGGAAACAGCGUGUAACACAUUGGCAGUUCAACACUUUAGUAGUUUUCCACUUUUAGUGAAUGAAAUUCAGAUUAAAAUUUCUGAAGUCUGUCACAAAAUGGAAAGGAAAGCAGAGGAAAUGCUCCACACUAACUUUAAGAUGGAGGCGAUGGUUUAUGCACCAGAUGAAAUGUACAGCUACAAACUAAUGGAAUUCCAGUCUCGAGGCCAGCAAAAGGGAAAUAACUCAGUAACAAAUUCAAACCUUGAUGCCCAGGCAAUGGUUAUUCAUUUACAUGCCUAUUAUCAGAUUGCCAUAGAUCGAUUGGUUCAAAUGGUUCCCAUGGUGCUGAGGUAUUACCUUCUUCAAGAACUGUCUGCACAGAUGAAGGUAGAGCUGGCUCAGUUGUUGUUCCACAGCAAGGACGUGGAUGCUCUCAUUCAGGAGAAUGACGAAACAGCUAAAAAACGAAGAGAAUUGAAGGACAACCUGGAUCGGUUGACCGAAGCACGGAGUCUUUUGAUAAACUGUUAAUUUUCUCAGUCAGAGAGUGUGGCGCUGGAAAAGCACAGCAGGUCAGGCAGCAUCCGAGAAGCAGGAGAAUCAACGUUUCAGGCAAGAGUCCUUUAUCAGGAAUACCUCAUUCUCCUGCUCCUCGGACGAUGCCUGACUGGCUGUGUUUUUCCAGAACCACACUCUCGGCUCUGAUCUCCAGCAUCUGCAGUCCUCACUUUCUCCUGUUAAUUUUUGCACAAUGAACACGGAAAGUGUGAGUGGUGUAGUGGAGAGUAAAAAUGAUAUUGGACUGUAGAUUCAGGUAGCAACACAAACGGGAUCUGGUAAGUGGGGUAGGUGAGGGGACAGAAGGCCAUCUAACUUCCUGAAUCUCAGUUGUGCUGGAUGGGAAGCUCAUGAACAAGACCAUUUUUUUCUCUCUCUCCCAUUGAUUGGCUGGCAGAAUAUUAACCCACUAAAAGAAAGCAAAAGGAAAGAUGUGACCACGGUGGGCACCAAGAGUCAUAUUGGCAGUGCCCUGGGUAUGAUCCAUUCGCUAAAAAAUACUCCCAUCCUUCCCCACGACAAAAAGUAUUGGGGUACUGGAGGGGAUACCUGUGAGGGAAAACUGAGGACAAAUACAUUGAUGGAGGAAUGGGAGAACAUGAGAAAGUAGUGUGUUUUAUUAAAACUUAUGUGUAGAGUCAUAUGGUACUGAAACACACCCUUCGGACCAACCAAUCCACACUGACCAUGUUCCCAAAUUAAUUAGUCCCACCAGCUUGUGCUUGGCCCGUAUCCCUCCAAACCUUUCCUAUUCAUGAACUUAUCCAAAAGUCUUUUAAAUGUAACUGUAUCUGCACCCACCACUUUCUCCAGCAGUUCAUUCCACACACAUAUAGUCAUACAGUCAUAGAGACAUACAGCACGGAAACAGACCUUUGAUCCAACUUCUUCAUGCUGACCAGAUUUCCUAAAUUAAUCUUGUCCAUUUGCCAGCAUUUGCCUAUAUCCCUCCAAACCGUUCCUACUCAUAUACCCAUCUAGCUGCAUUUUAAAUAUUGUACCAGCCUCUACCACUUCCUCUGGCAGCUCAUUCCAAACACACAACACCCUCUGCGUGAAAAAAAUUGCCUCUUAGGUCCCUUUUAAAUGUUUCUCCUCUCACUUCAAUCCUAUGUCCUAUAGUUUUGGACUACCCCACCUCAGCGAAAAGAUCUUGUCACCCAAUUCAUGCCCUUCAUAAUUUUAUAAACCCAGGUCAUCCCUCAGCCUCUGACCCUCCAGGGAAAAUAGUGCCAGCCUCUCCCGACAGCUCAAGCCCUCCAACCCUGACAUCCUUGUAAAUCUUUUCAGAACCCUUUCAAGUUUCACAACAUCCUUCCUAUAGCAGGGAGACCAGAAUUUCACACAAUAUUCCAAAAGUGGCCUCACCUGUCAGCUUUAACAUGACCUCCCAACUCCUAUAUUCAAUGCAGUGACCAACAAAGGCUACCAUACCAAAUGCUUUCUUUACUGUCAUGUCUACCUGGGACUCCAAUUUCAAGGAAGUAUGAACUUGCUCUUCAAAGUCUGUUUGUUCAGCUACUCUGCCCAGGUACCUUACCAUUAAGUGUUUAAGUCCUGCCCUGAUUUACCUUUUCGAAGUGCAGCACCUCACAUUUAUCUAAAUUAAACUCCAUCUGCCACUCCUCAGCCCUUUGGCCCAUCUGUGUAAAAAUGUUGUCCCUUUUUCUAGGUAAAAGCAAUGACUGCAGAUGCUGGAAACCAGAUUCUGGAUUAGAGUGGUGCUGGAAAAGCAUAGCAGUUCAGGCAGCAUCU